This is a messenger RNA of Uloborus diversus, 3332 nucleotides long. RefSeq lists its product as uncharacterized. The record is from RefSeq and is a predicted model, not a curated record. The transcript has 14 exons. Lineage: Eukaryota; Metazoa; Arthropoda; Arachnida; Araneae; Uloboridae. The coding region runs from base 698 to 2863 and encodes 721 amino acids.
ACCGUCGCACGCGCAAGCCUUGCGUCGAAUGUGACGCAAAUGAAAUCAACGGCCUAAGGAAAAGCGAAGUGAAAAAAAAAACUAAGUGAUCAGAUGAGGAAGCUCGAGCACUUUUCUGCACUCGGCUGUUGACCUUCAAAAUAAAAAGAGUGCAAAGAAUCAAACAAUCCGAAAAAGAACAGGAGAGAGAAAAGAGAAACGAAAAAUAAAACCAAGAGUGCACCUUGAGUCACGUGAUUCAAGUUCAGGGUUUGCUGUUGUUGUUAUCCGCCGCUUUUUCUGCCGAAGAAGAUACUUCACUUUCAUGCAAGGAAGUUCGGUAACAGCUUUCGCCGGCGAAAGUCUCCUCACGUGUUACGGUUCUCGUGCCGGUGAAGUUGUCUUCCGAACCGGUGGUUCUAUUUCAGGACCGGACUUAUGAUCAUCAUUUCGUUCUGAUGGUAUCGACUCGGCUCUUUAACUGUCAGCCACUCAAGUGGUUAAUAUUUAUUUGUUGAACUCCCUUGUUAAUCAAACUCGUCUACAAAGUCUUCAAAGCAAAGCUGAAGAUUAUGCUUUUCAACGUAAUAUCGUGACAAAUGAAAGUGGAAUUUGGAUAUUCGACUGAUUGUUGUGUCAACAAACCUUAAAAGUGUCACAAAAAUAGUGAGAAGAGAAAUAAAAGUGAACUUUUAGUUACUUUAGUGAAUCAAAGAAAAUGGAAAUUAAAAAUAUUUUAGUUAGAACUAUCAGCUGCAAUAUAGUUGUACUUCUCGCAAGUUUUAGCGUUUUUCUCGCACUGCCAGUAACUUCAGUGGAUCCUUUGACCUGCGCACCUGAGCAGCAGACGUUUGAGUUGGUGACGGCAUUUGUGUUCACUGCUCCAGACGACACCUUGGAACUUGUUCCUGGUACCCUGCACCUGACGGACUGUCUGUCGUACUGUCGGCACAAUGCAUCGUGCCGCUCGGUCAAUUACGAGACCGGACUAUGUGUACUCUUUAGCUCCAGUGCAACCCAGCGUCCAGAAGCACUUACAUCUUCACAAUUCCCCGUUUUCACUAUCUACGCCCAGAAGAUAUGCUUGGACAAAGUAGAAUGCAAUCGCGAGUGGAUUUUCGAGCGCGUGUCCAAUUACGAAUUGCUGGAACGAACGAGGAAGAGCAUUUCGGAUGUGUCCACCAAGGAACGCUGCAUGGAGUUCUGCUUGUCCGAAAAAGAAUUCGAGUGCCGUUCCGCCAAUUACCACGGCGCUCUGAAAGAAUGCCAGUUGAGCGACGUCGACCGACAUUCCGUCCAAAAUUCCAAGUUCUUCGUACCGGCUGAAGACGGCACAGUAUACCUUGAGAGCAACUGCGUUGAUCCACCCGUCAGACUGUGCGAAUUUCACAAAGUAGGUGGGAAAAUACUGAAAACCGUUGACGCCGUGUUUCGAGACGUGAAGACUUUGGAAGGAUGCCGCAAAAAGUGUCUGAGUGUCAAUUACCGCUGCCAUUCUUUCGACUUGGGUGAUCCCAAUAACAGCGUCUGCCGUCUCAGUCACUUAGCAAGCCCAACUCUGGCAAACAUCGAGGAUCCUUACCUGGAGAUACAUGGGGCUUCGACAUAUGAGAUAGCAGCCUGUUACAAUGUGACCAUCCAGUGUAGAUCGCGGGAAAUGGUGGCAUUCGUUCGGACAGGUAAAGUCUUCAACGGCAAAGUCUAUGUGAAGUCCCGCCCCAACUCCUGUGUUACGGACGUCAUCAAUAGCAUGGAGUUCGAGAUCAGGAUGGCCUACCACGACCUAAAUUGCGACGUAAAACAAGAGGGCAACAGCGAAUUCUCUAACGACAUUGUGAUCCAACACCACGACAUGAUCGUCACGAAUCAGGAUCUAGGAGUGACCGUGCACUGCCAGUAUGACCUUUCUAAUAAGAGUGUCGCUCACGGCGUACGACUCGAGGUCAGCAAUACACGUGAAGGUAGGAUGGAAUCUCUAAGUGACAUAAACAUGUACGGCAGUCACUCUGUGAACGUGGGUGCGCCCAACGUCACUAUGAAGGUCACGGACCGGCUGGGGCGAGACCUCUUCACUGCUCAAGUCGGAGACCCUCUCUUGCUCAAGUUCGAGAUCAUGGACGUGAACAGUCCGUAUGAUAUAUUUGUACGGGAACUUGUCGCUAUGGAUGGAAUAGAUAACAGUGAAAUCUUGCUCAUUGAUGCCCUUGGAUGUCCAACAGAUACUCUGAUUAUGGGAUCGUUACAAAAAGCCAGAAGCGGAGACAAAGUUCUGCACGCAAACUUUGAUGCGUUCAAAUUCCCAACAUCAGAAAUCGUUCAGUUCAAAGCUCUUGUCACUCCAUGCUUGCCAGCUUGUGAGCCCGCUGAUUGCUCCGUGCGAACUUUCGAUGGCGCAAGUCAGAAAAUGGCAUCUUACGGUAAAAAGAGGAGGAGGAGAGAAUCCGACAGAAUCCGGCGUUCGACAGAAGAAGAUGAGCUAGUGGUUGUCCAAACCAUUCAUAUCACUGACAAGUUUGGUUUCGACAGAGAAAGUCGAAGAAUGGAUUAUGGGAAUGAUUUUAGAUCAUACAAUGAACUAGGGGAAGCAAGUUCAACAAGUGCAACUUGUCUAAACACGACUGGCCUCAUUGCGGCUUGCACUUUAUUUCUCAUUGCACAACUCAUUGUGCUGCUUGCAUGGGCAUUCAUCUGGCAUAAGAAGUUAAGAGCGAAGUCGAUACGGAAAGAGAGCAGCAGAAGCAUUGAUAUGAUUUAUAACAGUAGAAGAGAAAGCGCAGCUGGUAACAGUAUCGGAAUCGACAAUCCUUACAGAUCAGACAUCAGUCCAUACGAUACGGUUUAUACUAAUGCAGCUCAAAGUCAAUGUCUACAAAGGCGAUACUGAGUAUCAAGAAGACUGAAUAAAGCCCCUCUCAGUGAAGUUGAAUUUUGAAGUUUGUAAGAACUCUGAGGAUCUUAACCCUAAAUGACUCUUUUCACUGAAACAUAAGAGAUGAACUUCAUAUUCUUGCUCACACGGCACAGUUCCAAAGAGAAUUAAAAAAUAAAACAAACCUAUUUAUUAGAAGUUUGGGGUUGUUAGUGAGACAGAACCAUAGAAAGGUGAAAUUGUGGAACUGGGUGUUCGUCGAUUUUUCUGUUGUCCAGCUUGUGUAAUUUAUUUAUUUGUGAAUGAACUUGUUUCUACAGUCUGGAAGAUGGACCUCAUCUUGAAGCCAGUUGUCAGUGUUGCCAACAAUCGUUCUCUAUUUUAUUAUUCACUGUUUUUAAGGUUUUUUUGAGUGGAAAAAAUUCAUUAAUAUUCGUUCAUGUUUUAUCAUUUACGUUCAUCCUAAACAUGUCAUUUUUUUACA